Molecule: messenger RNA, 6213 nt
Organism: Paralichthys olivaceus (Japanese flounder)
Lineage: Eukaryota; Metazoa; Chordata; Actinopteri; Pleuronectiformes; Paralichthyidae
Product: transducin-like enhancer protein 4
Biological process (GO): negative regulation of canonical Wnt signaling pathway; regulation of DNA-templated transcription
Cellular component (GO): nucleus; transcription regulator complex
Molecular function (GO): transcription corepressor activity; protein binding
Source: RefSeq, a predicted model, not a curated record
AGCCGGGAAGUUGUAGUUCUUUACGGCGGACGCACAUCUGUAGUGCUUAUUAUCGACUAAUAUGAAUUAAACUACACGUCCCGACUUCACGCUACGGGCUCCGGUAAUUGUUGUGAAUAUGUAAUUGCGCUCCGGCGACUGGCUGCUGCUAAAUUUGGCUCGACGGGGGCACAGGCUCCGGCAGCAGCUGAGGUGGUCGCUCCUUCCGACUGUGGAUGUCAACAAUCACGGAGGCUGUAGGAAAUUAACCGGUAGAUUCGUGACGGGGAGACGCCGUGGAGACACUCAGGCGUGGAGGUCACGAUGUGCCACAAGUCAAAGCUUUGUAGGGAGAAUUAGAGGAAAGCAGAGGGGAGAUUUGAAAGCUUUGCGCGCACAGAAUAACGCGCAGGAGAUUUUGGAGAGGGGCAACUCCUGCUUUGAGUAUCUCUCUGAAUGGACUUUUUUUUUAAAACACUGUCGUCCUGUGUUUCACCAGCCAAAGAUCCGAGGAUGUUUUCGCUCUUCACGGAACCUGCACGCAGCCUUCAAACUGGCCACUGACUGAGCUUUUACGCACGGCGAAGGAUCUGUGCUCACGCGUUUUGUUCUCUUGUUUACGUGGAGGAACUUUGCGAAACCUUCUUAAUGAUUCGAGAUCUGAGCAAGAUGUACCCCGUGGCACGGCAUCAGGUCCCACACCAGCCGGGGCAGCCGUUCAAGUUUACUGUCACCGAGUCCUGCGACCGGAUCAAGGAGGAGUUCCAGUUCCUGCAAGCCCAGUACCACAGUCUGAAACUGGAGUGUGAGAAACUGGCCAGUGAGAAAACGGAGAUGCAGAGACACUACGUCAUGUACUAUGAAAUGUCAUAUGGACUCAACAUCGAGAUGCACAAGCAGGCGGAGAUCGUCAAACGGCUGAACGCGAUCUGUGCCCAAGUCAUCCCCUUCCUCUCUCAAGAGCACCAGCAGCAGGUGGUGCAGGCGGUGGAGAGGGCCAAGCAGGUCACCAUGGCUGAACUCAACGCCGUCAUAGGACAGCAGCAGCUCCAGGCUCAGCACCUCACCCACGGCCACGCCAUCCCCAUCCCACUUACGCCGCACCCCGCCGGCCUCCAGCCGCCCCUGCCCCCCGGGGCCAGCACUGCGAGCCUGCUGGCGCUCUCCUCUGCGCUGAGUCACCAGCUGCCGCUCAAAGACGAGAGGAAACACCACGACAGCAACAGUGAACACCCGAGAGACAGAGACUCAGUCAAGAGCUCGUCCGUGUCUCCCUCGGCCAGUUUCCGUUCCGGAGAGAAGCACCGCAGUUCAAGCGAUUACUCAUCCGACAGCAAGAAGCAGAAGACAGAUGACAAGGAGUUGACCUCCACGCGCUACGAAAGUGAUGGAGAGAAGAGCGAUGACAACCUGGUCGUGGACGUCUCCAAUGAGGAUCCCGCGUCUCCUCGAGGAAGCCCUGCCCACUCUCCUCGGGAGAACGGGGUGGACAAAAAUCGUCUGUUGAAGAAGGAUGUUCCCCUGAGUCCCUCCUCCAUCGCCUCCUCCAGCAGCACACCGUCAUCCAAGUCCAAAGAGAUUAACGUGAACGAGAAGUCCACAACUCCUGUGUCCAAGUCCAGCACCCCCACAUCACGCUCUGAUGCUCCAACACCCAGCAGCGCCUCCACCCCCGGCCUGAGAUCUGUACCCGCUAAACCGGCGGGUCUCGAGACACUGGCUCCCGGUCUUCGUACGCCUCUGGCAGUGCCCUGCUCGUACCCCGGGCCGUUCGGAAUGGUUCCUCACCCGGGUAUGAACGGAGAGCUGAGCGGGGCGGGAGCGGCGUACCCCGGCCUGCACAACAUCUCCCCACAGAUGAGCGCGGUGGCGGCCGCUGCGGUGGCAGCCUACGGACGAACACAAGUGGUGGGAUUUGAUCCUCACCACCACAUACGUGUCCCUGGGCUUCCUCCCAACCUGUCGGGCAUUCCUGGUGGAAAACCGGCCUACUCCUUCCACGUGAGCGCUGACGGACAAAUGCAGCCUGUGCCUUUUCCUCCGGACGCACUGAUCGGCCCUGGCAUCCCGCGCCACGCACGACAGAUCAAUACUCUCAGCCACGGGGAGGUGGUGUGCGCUGUCACCAUCAGUAACCCCACGCGUCACGUCUACACCGGCGGCAAGGGCUGCGUCAAGGUGUGGGACAUCAGUCACCCGGGCAACAAGACCCCUGUAUCCCAGCUGGAUUGCCUUAACAGAGAUAACUACAUCCGCUCCUGUCGACUGCUUCCUGACGGGCGGACUCUCAUAGUCGGGGGCGAGGCGAGCACUCUGUCAAUCUGGGAUUUGGCCACCCCAACUCCUCGGAUAAAGGCAGAGCUAACGUCGUCAGCGCCCGCGUGUUACGCUCUGGCCAUCAGCCCCGACUCCAAGGUCUGCUUCUCCUGCUGCUCCGAUGGAAACAUAGCGGUGUGGGAUCUUCACAACCAGACUCUGGUCAGGCAGUUCCAGGGCCACACUGAUGGGGCCAGUUGUAUCGACAUCUCUAAUGAUGGGACCAAACUGUGGACCGGAGGCCUGGACAACACGGUCCGGUCCUGGGACCUGAGAGAGGGACGGCAGCUGCAACAGCAUGACUUCACCUCCCAGAUCUUCUCCCUGGGAUACUGUCCAACGGGCGAGUGGCUGGCAGUCGGGAUGGAGAACAGUAACGUGGAGGUCCUACACGUCACCAAACCUGACAAGUACCAGCUCCACCUGCACGAAAGCUGCGUGCUCUCGCUCAGAUUUGCUCACUGCGGGAAGUGGUUUGUGAGCACAGGAAAAGACAAUCUGCUCAACGCUUGGAGAACUCCAUACGGUGCCAGCAUAUUCCAGUCGAAGGAGUCGUCCUCUGUGCUGAGCUGCGACAUCUCCAUAGACGAUAAGUACAUUGUGACGGGCUCAGGAGAUAAGAAAGCGACAGUCUACGAGGUCAUCUACUGAGAGGGCUGCGGCCAUCUAACAACAAGGCCGUCCUUCCAUCCAGACAGUCUGCGAUGUCUCCUUCACCGGUGUAAAUUUUUUAAAAUGUGUAUAAAAUGGAUUUGAAUGGAACAAAAAAGUAUUUCUUGGACCGUGACCUUUUGACCUCCUGGCAGGGUCGCGGAUCAAAACGAACAAGCAGAACCAAGCACAGAGAUGUUUUUAAAAAGUGUCUUUUUGCUGCUGUGAGAACGAGUGAAUGUCCAUGUGCACUAAAUCUGGAUCAUAUAAAUGCAUUUAUUGUUGUAACAGGAUUUUGCGAGAUAACAUUCCUUUAUGUCCCAUUUUUAUGUAUGAGUACAACAUGAACACAAGCAGUUGUGACUCAUGCAGUAUUUUGCCUGUGUCUUACGCUUAGUCUCAAAAAGUUAAGUUGCGGAACCAUUCCAGACUCCAGAAUAUCUCGUCCACAGAGAACUUCUGAUUCUGCACCUUCACCACUUUCUAUUGACGGGAUUACAAUAGCAUUCAUGUAGAAAUUAAUAGCACAAAUUUCCCAAAACCUUUGCUCUGCUUGAUUUCAUGUUGCACACGUGAGGCGUUCAUUUUUGAAGAUGUUCCAAAGACACAAGCGUUUUGGAGCUAAACUAAAACUGGACAAGAAACAUUAAUGGUUCGAUUUUAACGUUAAAUGUUUGUGUCUGUUGCCUCUGACAUUUAUUUGCUGCCUGUGUUUCUUACAUGUUUUUAUUUAUUUAUUGUGUGUGUGUUGUGUGCGUGUGUGUGUUUCGACCCUUUGGGUAUUUGCCCUCGGUGCCCUCACCACAGACUGACCUUUGCACUUGGUUCUGCUCCUGAACUUCAGCCUCCUCUGGCUUCUCUGUGGAUUCUGUCCGACAGAUUUCAGUGAAACCGUUUGGCGUCGGGGGGUCGAGCGGCCGUUUCCUGCCCCAGGUUUUCUGUCAAGACUUUUGAACAUUUGUUUAAAAAGCAAGUGAUCAACAAUAUGGUUGUGAUUAUUCUUCUGUCAGCUUGUAGAAAUAACACAGUGCCUUUAUAUGCUUCUGACUCCAUUUUGUCCUGCUGAGUGUUCACCUACACAAAGAGCUGGAACAUGAUGGACUCUGCUUGAGUGGUUUUUAACAAUUCUUGUUAUAGAGUCAACAAAAUGAUCAUUGAUCAGUAAAGAAACAAACCUUGAUGAUCCAGUUAGGACCUGUCGUCCUUUUGGAAAUAACCAGGACCAACUUCUUUUUAGCCGUGUCCCAAUUCAGUGGCUGCAUCCUUUGGAGGACUUGGUCUACAUGGUCUGCGGAAGGCGUGACCUUCCUAAUAUGCAAUGGUUAAACCGAUAUAAGAUGGUGUGGUCGAUGAAGGAUUUUCUAUUGCAUCACCAACUCAUCCCGCCCUUACCUUUGCAUUGGUAACUACUCUUCUCCUCUGCACUCGCUGCAGCUCGGCCACCCACAUCGCUUGCCAGCUAGCUACACCACUGCCAAGCAUUUGAGGUUGUACCCUCCAAUUGGAUCCUUUGUUGCUGUGGAAUUGAAAAAUACCUUGGUCACGUUUGAAGGAGUCUCUCAGAUGGGACAGCCUUACCCCAAUUGUGCCGCUGUAACAAAAUUGCUCUUCAAAUGCAUCUUCCGAAGGAUGCGGCCCCCAAAUUGGGACACAGCUUUUCUUGUCUCUCCUGCUGUGCUGAACACAUGCGUGUGAAAUACAGUAUUCAUGACCACUGGUGUGUCAGUCUGAUUGUUUGAAGCAUGGUGCUGUUAACCGGACGUUUUUGGUUAUUUAAUUUGUUUUGUUAUUGCUCUACUUUUUACUUGUUUCUGCUGCAUCUGUGUUGCACAGCAAAACACUUUGAUUAAAAAAACUGUAUAUCCAACAACACAGUACAUCAGCAGUUUUUAGGAUCUUAAUCAAAUUCAUAACCACCCAAGAACUAAUACCUUCAAUGUUAACUUAACCAGCAAAUUUUCUCACUAAACAGAAGUAUCUCAAGGCCCAAUCUUAAAGUCUUAUAUUCAAAUAUGUGCCUAAACUCAACCUCCUGGUUUAGGCACCAGAAGCUUUUGGGAUUUAUUUGUUGGAAAUGUACAGACUGACGUGAUGCGUCAAGUGAUCAGAUUUAACUUCCAUUUUUAGGCCCAUUGCAAAACAAGAUCAAAUUAAGAAACACAUUCAUCUACAGGACAAGGUUUCCAGAGGAUCGAGUGUCCACAGGAAUACAUUUGAAAAUAUUAGAGUGUAUCUGAUGUACUGCAACAUUUUAUUGUCAUUGUAACAACAUCUGUCUUAGAAAAGGUAAAUAUGAUGACAACCAUGACCAAAAAAAAAAUCGUUCUCAUUGCUAAUCUUCCUGAGACGUACAUAUCUCACUUAUUUUACAUGAAUAUAAAUAUGGUUGGAAUAAAUCAACCUGAGUGCAUCUUAAAGCUCAUCACAGAAAACCAAUGUACAUCAGAUCAGAUGUUAAGUCUUUGUACUUUUAUUGCACUAGAAACAAGAAAGUUGUUUGUUCAUCCUUUUGUUAAAAUGUCUUCACAGUAUUGUUUGUUGCAGUUGUGACACAGACAUAAUCUGCACUGAAGUUUUAUGGGACAUCACACAUACAGUAUGUACAAAUAUGCACAGUAUGCCACAUGAUUCAAAAAAGUACUGAUAGUUACUGCACUGGUGUAAAUGUACAUUUUACAGUGUAGUCUAAUGGCGUUUGCUUCAUGAGAGACCGUAUGAAAGAUAAUUCACUGUUAUAACUGACAUUUUUGCGAUUGUUUUUCAGACAGAAACUGUAAAUUCAAAAGAUUGCUUGUGAUAGUUGUUUCUUGGCCUUAUGAUGUUCUUUCUUUCUUUCAUUCCUGAAACACUUCUUCAGUUUUUCCAAAGUCAGCUAAGUUUUAAAAUUAAAACAACAAUUCAUUCCCUUCUCUGUCAAAGACUUCUGGUCAUAACAUCUGGAGCCACCUUCAUGUACUGUAUCUAACGCUCUAAAACGUUUGUCCCCAUUAAUGAUAUAAAAAUAUAAAAAAUGGAUUUUGGUUGUACUCAUUCGAACCUGAAUGUUACUCGUCGUCAUCUGAUCGUUAGCUGGCUAACACGACCUGUCACAGAGAACAUAUGAAUAAUGUUGUGUUGAGCGUUUAGCUUGACGGGACUCAUGAAGGUUAUAAAUAUACUGUAAACAUGUAAUAAUUCAAGCUUACGGUGAAACUUCCUGUUGCUAGUUGAGUUUUUUUUCUUCAAUUACAAAAUGCCUUUGCUCUCUUUUUUCUAGUCUGUGGUUGA